GCUCCGUUUUCAGGAGAGACAGCUACAACGGCGACAGCGACCUCGAGCACAUUUCUUGCGCACAAUAGCCAGGCAUGUCGAACCCGGAGCUACCAUGUCAUCUGGUACUUAGCAAGUAUAAGGCGUUUGUUAUGGACGAGUAGCGCGGAUUUGACUACCAUCACAACUUCGAGCGAAGUCUUCGACCUGCGCACCUCCCAUGUACGUACUGCACGCGCCAUAUCCCUGUGCCCUUGACUUGAUAGACAUCACCACCCCCUACCUGGCCCUCUCCUGACCCGUCCACGUCGUCCACGUCCAGUAAGGCCAAGACCAAGGGGAAUCGACUGGUCCGUUUUCAAGAACGUCUCAUACUUUCGCCGGCCAUGCAUGCGCGGACGUUGAAGGAUGCAAGUAGGAAUAUGGAGUCAGAGGACGGCGUGGAGAGGCGGUAGACGGGAAUACGAGAGCGGAAGGAACAGACGGUCCCCGAGCGCGGAGGGAAGAGGGGGUGUCCCGUCGCGACACAUGGAACACGCGUGUCUAGUUUCAUGGACGCGUCCGGAGACUGCGGCGGACGGUUCUCCGUCUAAUCCAGUAUACACCGACGGACGCAAAGAUUUCAAGAGGCGCCACCCCUUCCACGGCCACCUCCUUGAUGUUCGGGACGCGAAGAGCAAGUAUGUACCGGGGAUUCUUUCACGUAGCAAUGGCUCGUACAACACAGCACGCGAAACGGCUCGACCAAGCACGAGUGCAUUCGACACCAAGGUGAAAGACUUGGCACCUUCCCCCAAACACAUCCGUAGGCCUUCCCGCUCCGCAAUGUCUCACUACCAGUGCCCGUUUCGGAGCCGUCAUUAUGUAUGCUGGUCUCAACGUUCGUUGAAACAAACACAUACCAGUACUUGUUUUCUAUUUAGAGACCCGUUCAAGUUGUUCCUCGCGUCUCGUCAGCGAGGACAGGGAUCUCGGUUCUUGUUCCCUGUCUGGCCUCCGACGACAACGCCUCCCUGCUCGUCGACGACCAAGGGGGGUCCUUCCUCGACCACGUCCCCUGAUCUCUCCGGUUCAUGUGAUAUGCUCUGCACAACGUUGUCCUCAUUGCGCGCGCAGCGGGAUAGGGGAUAUAUUCGAUGGAACUUGUCGGUGAUCUUUGCGGGUGCGCGGUACGCGCGUCGUAUAGGAGCCCAGCCUCCCGUAGAAGUCGACCACCGUCAGCCCCUGCAGCAUGAGUCAAUGACCCAGAAGACCCCUACGGCAGCCCAACUGUCAAGCUUCCCAGACAAUGGCGAAAACGGAGCUUGACAGUGGUCGUCGUCGCUACCCUCAUGUUCCAUCUCGUUAGCUGAACCAGCACCGGUGGACUUCUAAAGUCGACCCAUUGUCCAAGAUCGAAUUCUCCUUUGCUACGAUGGUCGACACACAGUACGCGUCACGGCUGUCGAAGGCUUCCCAAGACCGCUUCGCCGUCAUCCGUACUGAACUGUGCUUAUCGUCCUCCACCUUCAGCCCGAGGUAUCUCAGCACGACGCCCGUCUUCUCGCCCUUCUUAAUCGAUCCCCUCUCGACGGCGCGGACGAAGUCAUCCUCGCUGCCGAAGGCAUGCGCCUUGCCUGUGAAACCUAGGCCUUCCGGGCGCGAGGCUACCGCGAAGGAUACUACGAUA
This is a messenger RNA of Fomitopsis serialis, 1648 nucleotides long. RefSeq lists its product as uncharacterized. Bases 388 to 1287 code for a protein of 299 amino acids. The record is from RefSeq and is a predicted model, not a curated record. Lineage: Eukaryota; Fungi; Basidiomycota; Agaricomycetes; Polyporales; Fomitopsidaceae. The transcript is spliced from 6 exons.